Molecule: messenger RNA, 2109 nt
Organism: Spinacia oleracea (spinach)
Lineage: Eukaryota; Viridiplantae; Streptophyta; Magnoliopsida; Caryophyllales; Amaranthaceae
Product: protein FAR1-RELATED SEQUENCE 5-like
Exons: 5
Coding region: 1-2109 (702 amino acids)
Biological process (GO): DNA transposition
Molecular function (GO): transposase activity; DNA binding
Source: RefSeq, a predicted model, not a curated record
AUGGACAAAAAGGACGGAGAAGUUGAUAGAGUGCAAAAAAUGGCGAUUGAUCUCAAUAAUGAGUAUCCUAGUGAAUGUGAUAGCUAUGAAAGUUCAGAUACAAACUUAAGUGUUGACUUGGAAUCAGAUAUAAUCAGACAUGACACUAGUGAAGAUGAUAUAUUAAUAGGUGAUGAAGAUCCAAAUGAAAGAAACGAUAUAUCUGUUGAUGAGCCAACACCCGCACCAGUUGAAGAGCCACUAGUACCCCCGAGUGUAGGCAUGACAUUUAGAUCUUAUAAUGCUGUUAUUGAAUACUACCAUGAAUUUGGAAGACAAAACGGGUUCGAGAUGAAGAUUAGAAGUCGGGAAAAUGUUAAAGGUGUUGUUUGUGAUAAAAGCAAUGAUUGCACAAGGUUGAGACUAACAUGUACAAAAGAAGGGAAAUUCACUCCUAAAGGGAAAGAUCCAUCAAAGCCAUCACGCACUCAGGUUACCGGUUGUAAAGCUAAAAUAACCGCCACAUUUGACAAGAAUAUCGGGGAAUGGAAACUCAACACUGUGGUUUUGGAGCAUAACCAUACCUUGGAUCCCUUGAAUUCACGAUUCAUGUCUAAUUAUCGAUUCAUUAACCCACACAACAAAGACAUUAUAAUGACUAAUGAAAGGGCUGGAGUACCUAUUAGUAGAAAUUAUGCCACAUUUGCAGUACGUUAUGGUGGAUAUGGUUUUGUUCCUUUCUCCGAGAAAGAUUGUAGAAAUCUAGUCAGCAAACAUAGACGUUUGUGUCUUCGAAAAGGAGAUUUUGCUGCGAUGGAGAAACAUUUUCUAGAAAUGUCUUCCAAAGACAAGAAUUUUUAUUAUAUGUAUGAAAGAGGGGAUGAUGGAAGACUAAAAAAUGUUUUUUGGGUUGAUGGAAGGUGUAGAGCUGCAUAUCGAGACUUUGGAGAUGUUAUAUCAUUUGACACUGUUAGGCGUGAAUCAUCACAAUCAGUCAAUGUUACUUGGAUGUGCUCUAAUUUCAGGAGAGGAUACAAGGAACUAUGUUUGGUUGUUCAAGACAUGGCUAGAAUACAGCUAUGUUAUGUUGGUUAUUUGACACUAAUGGACCAACUUUCUUUCUGGUUCUUGUCCACUAGGCCUCAUAUCACAGAGCAUACUUCAUAUAUGGAGGGAAAAAGGAAUGCAAUUAAGGAGGUUUUUCCUGAUGCAAAACAUCGAUGGUGUAUUUGGCAUAUUUUGAGAAAUGCAAAGAAACAUCUAAAGGACGAAGAAAAUAUCGAUGAAAUCCGCAAGUCAUUACGACGUGCUCUCCAUGAUUCUCUUCAUGUUGAAGAAUUUGAAAAAAGAUGGGAAGAAGUAGUGGAGAAAUAUAAGCUGCAUACUAUCAAGUGGUUUGAUGAGAUGUACACUGUAAGGCAUCGAUGGGUUCCUGUGUAUUUUAAAAGUGAUUUUUGGGCUGGAAUGUCUAGCACCCAACGGAGUGAGAAAUAUGUCAGUGAGGGUGUAUUUCAACGCCUUUAUACGUCAAAGAAAUUUGAGGAGUUUCAAGAUCAGGUGCGUUUGGUUACAUAUACUAGUGCAACAAAAACCCAAGACUGGAAAAAUUUGUGUGUACGAAGUGGUGACAAAAAGGCUAAAUGGCCUAAAAGACAAACUUUUAAGGUGACACUGGAUCGAAUCUCCUACGAUGUGAAGUGUGAAUGUAAACACUUUGAAUUUAGGGGUAUUUUGUGUUGUCGUGUGGUUCGAGUAUAUCAUGAGGAGGAUGUUGAGUGUGUUCCUGAGAAGUACAUCCUAUCUAGAUGGAGAAAGGAUUUGGUACGAAACUAUACCACAGUUCCGGUUCCAUAUUAUACCCCGGAUAAGAAUCCGCAAGCGAAGAGGUACAUUGCUUUGUCUAAGGAAUUUGAGGAUAUUGCUUCUGUGGCAAUCAUAGAUGAGAAACCAUAUUCGUUUCUUAUGGAAUCUUUGUCUAAGUUGAGGUUGGAAGUGAAGGCAUUGGUCGAAGGAUGUCAAGAAAUACCCAAAACUGUGAACACCAUUGGAAAGGUUUAUGGAAGACAUUCCUCAAACGGAGAUGAAGAUGAGAGAAAUCCUCAACAUGAGGAUUUGGUGAACCAAAAAUAA